AUGGCACAAUGCAAUCUUGUUACCACUGCACUCCCACCCGCACACACAGCCAGUCCGCGUGCAGACAGGGCAGAUGCGCCUGUGACGCUGAGCAUCAACUGGGUGGACGACACUCACGUACUACGCAACCUAAGCCCAGCCACCACGACCGUACGUGAUGUCAAACAAAGACUCAAGAACCUGACUACCCUGGACGUAUCGCGACAGUCGCUGUACAACAACAGUGUGUUGGAUCCGUCCGAUCUGAUGACACUGGAGCAACUUAACUUGGGAUCAGACACUACGCUGUUGCUUGUGGACAGGGGCGAGGACGGGGCCAGGGACAAUGCACCGGAGGUCGUGUCGAGUGAACCGGAAGAGAGGCCCAGGGGGAACAUGUUUGCUGCUUUGGGUAUGAUUGGUGUUAUUUAUGUUGGUGUUAGAGGGAAUAUGUUUGCGUCUUUUGGCCAUGGAAAUAACGGGGAUGCUUACCCGGUGGAUCAGCCGAACUUGCAAUCAGACAGCGACGACGAUGCGGCCUCGUUCGCGUCGUACGAUGAUUACGAGGAUGAAAGUUUCCCAACAUACAAUGAAGACUACGACAUGGACGAGGACAUAGCCCCGCCCAGUUUUGCCCGUCCAACGCAAUCGCUCAUCGACCAGGCGGCGUUCAAUGCGCGAGAUGCUUCACAACAGUUCGCUAUCAACUUCAACGAGAAGUACGCUGGAGGAAACCCUGUGAACUUCCGCGAGGGUACUUUCACAGACGUUUUGACCCAGGCUAAACAGGAGUCCAAGCCAUUGCUCGUGUACAUUCACAGUAAUAUCUCAGUGGAGACCAAUGUCUACUGUGUAGCUAGUCUGUGCACACCAGCUGUGAGUAGCCUGAUAAACGAGAGAUUCAUCGCCUGGGGCUGGGAUGUGACAUACGAGAGCAACCGAGACCUGCUUACGACGCAGAUAACACACCCGAUGUACGGCCAAUUGGUACGGACACCUGAGAACUGCCCCUUCACAGCCGUUGUUCUGAAUACAGACGAGGAUUCACGGUUAUUCGAUUUCUGGAAGUACGAAAGCGGGGAAGGCUUGUACGAAAAGCUCUUUGAACUUCUGGCGAGAGCGGACCCCAUUUUGGAAGUGCAAUCUGCGUUAAAUAGGAAACGAAAAGAAGACACAGAGACCCGAUUGUGGGAGCAAAAAGAACAAAACAGUGCAUAUGAGCAAUCCCUUGAAGAUGACCGGGCCAAGGAAACGCAAAGGAAACUCGAGGAGUUGGAGAGAAAGAUGAAGCAAGACGAGGAAGACGCGAGGAUAGCGCAGGAGCAGGCAGAGAUACAGAAGUUGGAGGACGCGAUGGUCUCCGAACCUCCUGUCGACUGCGGGAAGCCCAUGAGCAGUAUCAAGUUUAAGUGCCCCGAGGGUGAAGUGUUUGAUAGGCGCUUUCUGAUGGACGAACACCGAGUCAAGGAUCUGAUCACCUAUGCAGGGUCUAAGGGAUACACUGAACCAGAUUUUGUACUGGCCACAAGCUAUCCCAGGCGGGUGCUCAACGACGGUGGCAGGGCGCUCACGCUGAGAGAGGCUAGAAUGGCCCAGCGAGAGCUCAUACACAUCAGUGAACGAUAGACUCGAGGAUACGCACGUGUGUAUACGAGAGAUCAUACGCAUCAGUGAACGGUAGACUCAAGGGUACGCAUGUGUGUAUACGAGAGCUCAUACACAUCAGUGAACGAUAGACCCAAGGAUACGCAUGUGUAUAUACGAGAGCCCAUACACAUCAAUGAACGAUAGACUCAAGGGUACGCAUGUGUGUAUACGAAAGAUCAUACGCAUCAGUCAACGAGAGAUCAUACGCAUCAGUGAACGAUAGACCCAAAGAUACGCAUGUGUAUAUACGAGAG
Molecule: messenger RNA, 1880 nt
Organism: Sphaeroforma arctica JP610
Lineage: Eukaryota; Ichthyosporea; Ichthyophonida
Exons: 10
Coding region: 1-1605 (534 amino acids)
Cellular component (GO): endoplasmic reticulum; nucleus
Molecular function (GO): ubiquitin binding
Source: RefSeq, a predicted model, not a curated record